Messenger RNA from Arachis ipaensis, 1384 nucleotides. RefSeq names its product UDP-galactose transporter 1. The record is from RefSeq and is a predicted model, not a curated record. Lineage: Eukaryota; Viridiplantae; Streptophyta; Magnoliopsida; Fabales; Fabaceae.
UCCAUUCUUCAAUGGUGGGCUUUCAAUGUCACCGUUAUCAUCGUUAACAAGUGGAUCUUCCAGAAAUUGGAUUUCAAGUUUCCACUAUCAGUCUCAUGUGUCCACUUUAUCUGCUCAGCCAUUGGAGCAUAUGUGGUAAUUCACGUGCUGAAGGUUAAGCCACUCAUAACUGUUGACCCUGAAGAUCGCUGGAGAAGAAUCUUUCCCAUGUCCUUUGUGUUCUGUAUUAACAUAGUGCUAGGGAAUGUGAGCCUACGAUACAUUCCAGUUUCUUUUAUGCAGACAAUAAAAUCGUUUACCCCUGCAACCACAGUUGUUUUGCAAUGGCUGGUAUGGAGGAAGUAUUUUGAAUGGCGUAUUUGGUGUUCUCUUAUACCCAUUGUUGGAGGGAUUCUUCUUACAUCUGUAACAGAGCUUAGUUUUAAUGCCUUUGGAUUUUGUGCUGCCUUGUUUGGCUGCUUGGCUACAUCUACAAAGACUAUCCUAGCAGAAUCUCUGCUGCACGGAUACAAGUUUGACAGCAUAAACACAGUUUAUUACAUGGCACCUUUCGCAACUAUGAUCUUGGCUCUUCCUGCUUUGUUACUUGAAGGCAAUGGCAUUAUUGACUGGCUAAGUACUCAUCCAAGUCCUUGGUCGGCCCUCAUUAUCAUUUUUAGUUCUGGGGUUUUGGCUUUCUGUCUUAACUUUUCCAUUUUCUACGUGAUUCACUCCACCACUGCUGUGACAUUCAAUGUCGCUGGAAACCUUAAGGUUGCGGUUGCUGUUCUUGUUUCAUGGCUGAUAUUCAGGAACCCGAUUUCAUAUAUGAAUGCUGUUGGAUGUGGUAUUACUCUUGUUGGAUGUACAUUCUAUGGCUAUGUGAGGCAGAUGCUAUCGCAACAGUCUUCAUCUGUUCCGGGAACUCCUCGGACGCCAAAGACCCCUCGGAGUAAGAUGGAGCUGCUUCCUCUUGUAAAUGAUAAAUUAGAUGAUAAGGUCUAAUUGGUAAUUGGCUUAGCCAACGAGUACCAGGUUUCUGCCAUUUGGUAGGCAGUAAUAGUAACAGUGAUAGAUACAAAAUUAUAUCAGUGACUUAUGGUUAUUUAUUCUGUUAGAUAAUUACCCACAAUUUCUAAUACAAGUCUUUUUUUUUUUUUGCUUCUCCCUUUGCUUCCCCCGCCCCCUUCCUUUUUAUCUUUAACCCACCAUCUUUGUGUCACUUCUCUAUUUUCUACCAUAAUUAUUUCGCCGUUAUUUAUUUUAUUACCUUGUUGCCAUUGUUAUGGACUGUAUGAUUGUAUGCCACAGGCAAUUAUUCAUUAUUGUUAUUUGUUGGUUUUCCAAACUGCAAACUAGCUGCUUCUCUUCGGAAGCAAAUGAAUUUGGUUUAUUUUGUCGCGGG